AACGCGUCUUUCAUCUUCAAUUUUCUUUCUAUUUUAGCAGAACAUUCUCCAGCUUCAAAUACUCUAUCAUCAGAUCAAUCAAUCAAUAGUCAUGGCUACCUCUGGAAACAAGAACAUCAACGCCAAAUUGGUGUUACUAGGAGAUGUUGGCGCUGGAAAAUCAAGUCUUGUGCUGCGUUUUGUUAAAGAUCAGUUUGUUGAAUUCCAGGAAUCAACCAUAGGUGCAGCUUUUUUCUCUCAAACAUUGGCUGUGAAUGAUGCGACUGUGAAGUUUGAGAUAUGGGAUACAGCUGGUCAGGAACGAUACCAUAGUUUGGCUCCAAUGUACUACAGGGGUGCAGCUGCUGCUAUUAUUGUCUUUGACAUUACAAAUCAAGCGUCAUUUGAGAGGGCGAAGAAAUGGGUUCAGGAACUGCAGGCACAAGGUAACCCAAAUAUGGUGAUGGCUCUUGCUGGAAACAAAGCUGAUUUAUUAGAUGCAAGAAAGGUGUCUGCAGAGGAGGCAGAGAUAUAUGCUCAAGAGAACAGCCUUUUCUUCAUGGAAACCUCAGCGAAGACCGCGACAAAUGUCAAAGACAUAUUCUACGAAAUUGCGAAAAGGCUACCGCGUGUACAGCCAGCUGAAAACCCGACAGGAAUGGUUCUCCCAAAUGGGCCAGGGGCUACAGCAGUGAGUUCAUCGUGUUGUGCUUAGUUUCGUACCUUAAGAGAGAUCUCUUUUGGUUAGUCACAUAGUAGAGAACAUCGAGACUUUAUGUGUUUGCUUCGUCUUUGUUACUUUACUUUUCUUGCAUUGACAACAACAACAGUGUAUAUCAUGAUGAUACUUCUGCCUUCGUGGAAUCUGAAGAUAUUUGUAUUUGGAGAGAUUUAUUUGGAUCUCUUUUGUAAUUAGAUAUCAUAACUUAGUGUGUGCACUUUAUCAAAAAAGAAAAAUGUGCUUCUAUCUUUCGUUUAUGUUUUAACUUUUAAGUGAAUGCUCAGAGUUAAUAGAUUGUAUCAAUUACU
This is a messenger RNA of Arabidopsis arenosa, 1008 nucleotides long. NCBI's taxonomy places the organism in Eukaryota, Viridiplantae, Streptophyta, Magnoliopsida, Brassicales, Brassicaceae. The record is from the annotation of a GenBank genome assembly.